AUGAAUGAAGAAAUCGAUCAUCAUUUAGAGAUGCAAGAGACUAAUGCUAUGCUGCUUUAGUAAUUUGAAAAAGAGAUGGAACUGCAAGAACCAGAAACUCCAAAUAAAUACUCAGAUCAUUCAGAUCCACCUUCUCCUAAAAAAUAAUCUAAGAAAAAAGAAAGAAUGGUUGAAAGAUUAUUAACUAAUAGAGCAAAAUUCAAUGACAGAACAGCAUUAUUUAAUUUAAUCAAUACUUUAUAAUUGGUAAAGGAUUCAAUUAAGUUUUAGGCUAUAACAUUAUAUAAUCUAAGUUCAAUUAUUAAUAUAGAAGGAUAAACAAAUUUAAAAUUUUAUGAUUCUAAUACAAUUUAUAGCUUUUAUGUUUGGAAUAAGCAAGGAUUCACAGUUUAUUAUCUGAUUAUCAUUUUAAUAAUGGUUCAUAUUUUAAAAUUAUUAACAUGUUUGGUUGGUACUAAUUAAAUAUAUCAAAUAAGGUUAUUUUUGUGUUGUAUAAAAAAGUGAAAAAUUGUUAUCUAUCUUUAUGAUGUUAACAUUUACUUGUGUAAUAACUAGAGGCAUAAUAACUAUAUUAUUACUAAUUGAUUAUAAUUAAAUAGAACUUAUCUAAUCUUAUAUAUAUGGAGAUUCUGAUAAAGUAGCAUAAUCCUAAGCUGUAUAAUUUAUUAUAGUUUUGAUUCUAUUUGUUGCAGUUGAAAUUAUAAUGGGUUUAUAAAGUCUCUUAUUAGCAGGAUAAGCUAAGAAAAAAUAUAAAUGUAAAAUAAUUUAUUUAUAUUUAUAAAGCAAUGCGAAUUAAUGAAAAGAAAAUUUCUGCUCAUUACUCAAUGGCAUACUAGAUUAUGUUAAGAUAAUUUGUAAUUUGA
This is a messenger RNA of Paramecium pentaurelia, 863 nucleotides long. Lineage: Eukaryota; Ciliophora; Oligohymenophorea; Peniculida; Parameciidae. The record is from the annotation of a GenBank genome assembly.